Molecule: messenger RNA, 4203 nt
Organism: Salarias fasciatus (jewelled blenny)
Lineage: Eukaryota; Metazoa; Chordata; Actinopteri; Blenniiformes; Blenniidae
Gene: ptprz1b
Product: protein tyrosine phosphatase receptor type Z1b
Exons: 32
Coding region: 12-4184 (1390 amino acids)
Biological process (GO): peptidyl-tyrosine dephosphorylation
Molecular function (GO): protein binding; protein tyrosine phosphatase activity
Source: RefSeq, a predicted model, not a curated record
CGCCCGAAGCCAUGGACGCGGCCGCUCCGCGGACCGAUGUGCUCGUCUCCCGGCUGCUCCUGCUCACACACAUCGUUGUGGCAGCAGAGCCGCUGGUCCAGGGCCUGAGGAAACUCCCGGAAGACAUCGACUGGUCGUACUCAGGCGCCCUGAACCAGCGGGGCUGGGGUCAGAGGUACCCGACGUGCAACAGCGCCCGGCAGUCCCCGGUGGAUGUCGACGAGACCUUCACGCAGGUCAGGCUGCAGUACCAGAACCUGCAGCUAGAGGGCUGGGACAGGCCCACAGCGGAGUCCACCACCGUGCACAACGACGGGAAGACCGUGGCCCUGGACGUGGACGGGGACUUCUUCGUGAGCGGAGGCGGCCUCAGCUCCAGGUUCCGGGUCGCCAGGAUCACGUUCCACUGGGGGCGCUGCAACGCCACGUCGGACGGGUCGGAGCACAGCCUGAACGGGAUGAAAUACCCGCUGGAGAUGCAGAUCUACUGCUACGAUCCAGAUGACUCCCAGAGUCUGGACGCCGCCGUCCGGGAUGGGGGGCGGCUGGCCGCCUUGUCGGUGCUGUUCGAGGUCAGCCUGGACGAAAACGAGAACUUCACGCCCGUCAUCGAGGCCGUCAACACCGUCAGCCGGUUUGGGAAGAGCGGCUCGGUGGAAGCCUUCGCCCUGCGCUCGCUGCUGCCCAACAACACCGACAAGUACUACAUCUACAACGGCUCGCUGACGGCGCCGCCCUGCUGGGAGACGGUGGAGUGGAUCGUCUUCAAGCACACCGUGGCCAUAUCGGAAACGCAGCUGGAGGUGUUCUGCGAGGUGAUGACCAUGGAGCAGGCCGGGUACGUCAUGCUGACCGACUACCUGCAGAGCAACUUCCGGGAGCAGCAGCAGCAGUUCAUGGGCCAGGUGUACGCCUCCUACACCGGCGUGGAGGACGUGCUCACGCCAACCUGCAGCUCGGAGCCGGAGAACGUCCAGGCCGACGCGCAGAACGACACCACCAUCGUGGUGAUGUGGGAGCGGCCGCGCGCCGUCUACGACACCACCAUCGACUGGUACACCGUCACCUACCAGAGGCUGCAGGGCCGCGGCCAGGCCAAGCGGGAGUACCGCACCGACGGGGACCAGGACGUGGGAGCCAUCAUCUCCAGCCUGCUGGCCAACAGCAGCUACGUGGUUCAGGUGGUGGCGUUUUGCACCAACGGGCUCCGGGGGCGGUGGAGCGACCAGAUCAUCGUGGACAUGCCGUUAGAGGACCCCGGUAGAAAAACACACACACACGAUUUCAACCCCAGUAAAGAGGUUUCCUCUAAAACCAGACUGGAGAGGCCAGGUAAGAAGAGCCGGGUGGAUCUGACCCCAGACGACCACAGCCCGGUGGAGGAGGUCCCGGCGGAGCAGACCAGGGUUUACCAGAACCAGCCCACCGUCCAGACCAGGGCCCCGGCGCCCGACUCCGCCGUCCUGCAGAAGACCCGACCCAACCCGAGGCAGAACCCCGACCGGAGCAGGGCGGGCCCGGAGGAGGCGGACCAGAACUGGAUCGACUACGACGAGGCGGCGCAGACGGAGCGGCCCCUCACCAAGCCCAGCUUCGACGGCAACGGCGCCAUCUGGAUCUCCGAAGCGACGGAGCAGCCAGGCUUCCUGUUCCCGGUGGUCCGGGCCACCACCCUGCCGACGGUCCGCCGGCAGAUCACGGAGGAGGCGUCGCUGUCGGUGAUCCCGCAGCAGCUUGAAGACGGCGAUCCGCCGGAUCCCACCGCUGAAAACGGCCUCCCCCCCUCCGCCUCUCCCACAGACGACAUCCAGGUCACGGACGUCUUCUAUGAAGACUCGGUGAACAGCGCUCCGGUGGAAACCCUCACCUCGCCUCCCACCGAGUCUGCCGCCGGGCUGCCAGGUAAGGAGGAGGACAGAGGCUCGGCGUCCACCUCCGGACCCUCCACCUCCUCGCCGCUGUGGGUCACGGAGAGGGCGGGCACGGCCAGCAACACGCUCGCCGACUCCAUCUACAAGUCGCUCACCACCUCGUCCCUCGUCCGGGUGCUGAUACACACCACGCAGCCCAUGUUCAACGGAGGGAGCAACAGCAGCCACGAGUCUCGGGUCGGGCUGGUGGAAGGCGCAGAGCGGGAGAAACGGACGGUGGUCCCGUUGGCGGUGGUCUCCACUCUGACCAUCCUCUGCCUGCUGGUCCUGGUGGGCAUACUCAUCUACUGGAGAAACUGUUUCCAGGCCGCUAACUUCUACCCAGACGACACGGCGUCUCCUAAAGUCAUCUCGGCGCCGUCGACCCCGCUGCUGCUGGCCACCGAUGGUCACGAGCCGCUGACGGUGAAGCAGUUUGUGAAGCACGUCAUGGAGCUGCACGCCACCAACACCUUCUCCAAGGAGUUCGAGAUUGUCAAAGAGUCCUACGAGGAGGUGCAGGCCUGCACGGUGGACAUGGGAAUCACCGCCGACAGCUCCAAUCACCCCGAGAACAAAAGCAAGAACCGCUACAUCAACAUCCUGGCCUACGACCACAGCAGAGUGAAGCUCUCCAACAGUCUGGACAGAGACGGGAAAUGCGGCGACUACAUCAACGCCAACUUUGUGGACGGCUACGAGCGGACCAGGGCGUACGUGGCGGCGCAGGGGCCGCUCCGCGCCGGCCGGGAGGACUUCUGGAGGAUGAUCUGGCAGCAGAACGUCGGCGUCAUCGUCAUGAUCACCAACCUGAAGGAGAAAGGGCGGACCAAGUGCGACCAGUACUGGCCGGACGAGAACCAGGAGGAGUACGGGCCGUACCAGGUGACCCUGAAGAGCGCCAAGACGCUGGCCUACUACACCAUGAGGACGUUCACCGUCCGGGACACGGCCAAUAAGGCGCCUCAGAGGAGAGUCGAACACACGGUGCUCCACUUCCACUACACCCAGUGGCCCGACAUGGGCGUCCCAGAAUACACCCUGCCCGUCCUGGCCUUCAUCCGGGCCUCGUCUCAGGCCCGCACGCAGGAGAUGGGGCCCGUCCUGGUGCACUGCAGCGCCGGAGUGGGCAGGACGGGGACCUACAUCGUGAUCGACAGCAUGCUGCAGCAGAUCCAGGACCAGGGGACGGUCAACGUCCUCGGCUUCCUCAAACACGUGAGGACGCAGCGCAACUUCUUAGUCCAGACGGAGGAGCAGUACGUGUUCAUCCAUGACGCCCUGGUCGAGGCCAUCCUCAGCCGGGACACGCUGGUGACCUCUGACCUCCUGCACUCCUACGUGUCCGACCUGCUGAUCCCGGGCGCCACGGGCAGGACGCGCAUGGACAAACAGUUCAAGCUGAUCAGUCAGCGCCAGGCGAAGCACGCCGACUACAGCACGGCGCUGAAAGACGGCAACGCCGAGAGGAACCGGGCGCGAGCGCUGAUGCCUGUGGAGAGAUCCAGAGUUUCUCUCUCCGUCUCGGAGACAAACGCCACGGGUUACAUCAACGCCUCUUACGUGACGGGACAUCGCCACACCCGGGAGUUCAUCGUCGGCCAGACGCCCAUGAGCAGCACGGUGGCGGACUUCUGGAGGAUGAUCUGGGAGCACAACACGCACACCGUCGUCUGUCUGCCAGACUCACACAGCCAGACCAGCGCUGUGGACGGCUGCGUCUUCUGGCCGCGGCGAGACGAGCCGCUGAGCGUGGACGGCCUCACCGUGUCGCUCCGCGGCGAGGAGCACGUGUCCGUGUCCAACGGCGAGCGGCUGCUGGUGCAGGACUUCGCCGUGGCGUCUCCUCAGAACGACUACGUGCUGGAGGUGCGUCAGUUCGGCGCCGCCUGCUGGCCGAACCCGGACAGCCCCAUCAGGAACUGCUUCGACCUCGUCAACACGGUCAGGGAGCGCAGCCGGCGCGCGCACGGACCCACGGUCGUGCACGACCCUUUGGGAGGCGCCACGUCGGGCCUGUUCUGCGCCCUCACCACGCUGAGCGCCCAGCUGGAGGAGGAGGGCGCCGUGGACGUCUACCAGGUGGCCCGCAUGACCAACCUGAUGCGGCCCGGCGUCUUCAACGACGUGGAGCAGCACCAGUACCUGUACCGCGCCGUGCUGAGCCUGGUGAGCAGCCAGGAGGACCAGCGGGCCCUGCAGAGCCCGGAGACCAACGGCUCGGUGCCGCUGGGGCAGACCAACGUGGCCGAGAGCCUGGAGUCGCUCAUGUAGGGCGGCGGUGAAGCCCCAG